This is a messenger RNA of Metarhizium robertsii ARSEF 23, 1398 nucleotides long. RefSeq names its product FAD-dependent pyridine nucleotide-disulfide oxidoreductase. Lineage: Eukaryota; Fungi; Ascomycota; Sordariomycetes; Hypocreales; Clavicipitaceae. The transcript has a single exon. The coding region runs from base 1 to 1398 and encodes 465 amino acids. The record is from RefSeq and is a predicted model, not a curated record.
AUGGCUGAAACGAUAUCUACAGAUUAUCUAGUUAUCGGGGCCGGUGCCAUGGGCAUGGCGUUUGUGGACACCCUGCUUUCGGAUACAAAAGCCACUGCGGUCAUCGUGGACAGAUAUGACAGCCCUGGUGGUCACUGGAACGUGGCCUAUCCUUUUGUCCACCUUCACCAGCCAUCCUCUUUCUAUGGAGUUAAUUCCAAGAAGCUGGGAAAUGACCAAAUGGACAAGGUUGGCUUAAACAAAGGCCUGUUGGAGCUUGCCACCUCCCAAGAAGUAGUUGGCUACUAUAGCCAGCUCAUGUACCAGCACUUCUUGCCAAGCGGCAGAGUCACUUACUUUCCCAAAUGCGAAUACACUGGAGACGGCAUGUUUCACUCUGUCAUCACAGCCAAAUCGUUUCAAGUCGGAAAAGAAACUCGCAUUGUUGACGCAACCUUUAUGAAGGUCCGCGUUCCGGCCAUGGGCCCCCCUGCCUACGAGGUCGCGUCUGGCGUGAAUUUGAUUACCCCCAACGAGCUGGCCAGCAUCACCCGAGCCUACGGCAACUACACCGUCGUUGGCGCCGGUAAAACCGGCAUUGAUACCUGUCUCUGGCUGCUCGGCAGGGGCAUCGAGCCGUCCAAUAUUAGCUGGAUUAUGCCGCGUGACUCUUGGCUACUGGAUCGCGAGGCGCUUCAGCCUGGGCCCAUGUUCAGCGAAAGACGCAGACAAGAUCAAAUGGCACGCUUCCAGGCGGCCAUGUCUGCAACGUCGGUGGACGAUCUCUUCAAGCGGCUAGAGUCUGCUGGCCAUUUGAUGCGUCUGUCUGACAAGGUCUGGCCUACAAUGUACCGAUGUGCGACGGUAUCUAUCCAAGAAUUCAAACAACUUGGAAAGAUUGACAGCAUAAUCCGCAUGGGUCGCGUUAUCCGCGUUGGGGACGGCGAGGUCAAGCUGCAGGGGGGCACGUACAAGGCGAAACCAGAUACUCUUUAUAUCAACUGCACGGCCGACGGAGCCGCCAAGCUUUUGCCUGUCCCUGUUUUUGACGGCAACAAGAUUACGCUUCAGCCAGUCCGGACCUGCCAGCAGGUGUUUAGUUCGGCCUUCAUCGCACACAUCGAAGCUACGUAUAAUGACGAUAAUUUGAAGAAUGAAAUGUGCCGGCCGAUUCCUCUCCCCUACGAGACGGUGGACUGGAUAAAAACUGCGAUACUAAACACGGGGAAUAGAAGAAUAUGGAACUCGAAGCCAGCAACCGUGGCGUGGCUGCUCCAGGCCCGCCUCAACUUGGAUAUGCACAAUGCCCCCGAGGAUCCGGCGGAGCGGGCGGCAGUCGAAAAACAAAAAGACGAAAUGGGGGAGGCAGUGGCCCAAAGAUUGAUGGAGCUUGUUGGCACCAAGGGCCAUGCCGCCUAG